AUGGCAAAACCUUUUUCAAAUGAUUCUAGUGCAGUCACCAUCGUCUCAGAAUGCACUGUUUUCCCAGACAAGAAAUCAUCUCUUGGAGACUUAAAACUCUCUGUCUCAGACCUCACCAUGAUAUGUGCUCAAUACAUCCAAAAAGGCUGUCUCUUCACAACUCCAUCUCUCCCCUCUGACACUCUCAUUCCUCACCUUAUUGCUUCUCUCUCUAAAACCCUCUCUCUCUUCCCUCCACUCGCUGGCCGUUUCGUAACCGACUCCGACGGUUACAUCUACAUCUCAUGCAACGACGCUGGCGCUGAUUUCAUCCAUGCGACCGCCACUCACCUCACUAUCACCGACCUUUUGUCACCACGUGAUGUCCAUGCCGCCUUCAAGCAAUUCAUCCCGUUUCACUGUAAAAUCAACUACUCCGCUCAUUUCUCACCAAUCUUGGCUAUUCAGGUCACCUACCUCGCCGACGGAAUCUUCAUCGGUUUCGCCGUAUCUCACGCUGUCACAGACGGUACUACCGUCUGGAACUUCUUUAACACGUUUGCUGACAUUUCCAGGGGAGUCACACAACCUACGAGAAUACCGGACUUCCGCCGGGAUUCCAUUCUGAACUCAAAAGCCAUCCUUCGUUUAUCUGAGGACGACAUCAAUCCGACGUCCAAAGCUGACGAGCCUGUUCGUGAAAGAAUUUUCACUUUCACACUCGAAGCAAUUCAGAAGCUAAAAGCAAGAGUCAAUCGCAACCGCACAUCGCUGGCGGAGAUUUCGUCGUUUCAGUCACUGUCCGCUCUAAUGUGGCAAUGUGUUACACGCGCUAGGAAACUUGAGGGUAGUAAAAGAACGACAGUUAGAAUGGCUGUGAAUAUUCGUAACCGUUUGGAGCCGAUGUUAUCGGAGUAUUAUUUCGGGAACGCGAUUCAGAGCAUCGUGACAUAUGCAUCUGCUGGCGAUGUUGUUGAUAGAGAUCUUACGUGGUGCGCGGAGCAGUUGAAUAAAAAUAUUAGGGAGUACAAUACUGAUGUGGUGAGGCGCGUCAUAGAGAAUUGGGAGCGCGAGCCAAAAGCUGUUAAGAUGGGGAAUCACGAUGGUGGGAUAGUGCAGAUUGGCAGUUCGCCUUGGUUUCCUAUGUAUGAUAAUGAUUUUGGAUGGGGAAGGCCGUUGGCGGUGAGGAGCGGCGGAGGGAAUAAGUUUGACGGCAAGAUGUCGGCGUUUCCGGGGAGGGAAGGCGGCAACGCUGUGGACUUGGAGGUGGUUUUGGCGACAGAAACGAUGGGGAUACUUGAGAACGAUCCUGAGUUCUUGCUGUACGCUUCUUGUCAGAAAUGA
This is a messenger RNA of Lathyrus sativus (Indian pea), 1323 nucleotides long. The record is from the annotation of a GenBank genome assembly. Lineage: Eukaryota; Viridiplantae; Streptophyta; Magnoliopsida; Fabales; Fabaceae.